This is a messenger RNA of Solea senegalensis (Senegalese sole), 3602 nucleotides long. RefSeq names its product thioredoxin reductase 3 (gene txnrd3). Gene Ontology annotation, cellular component: mitochondrion; cytosol. The transcript is spliced from 16 exons. Bases 268 to 2070 code for a protein of 600 amino acids. Gene Ontology annotation, molecular function: thioredoxin-disulfide reductase (NADPH) activity; glutathione-disulfide reductase (NADPH) activity; flavin adenine dinucleotide binding. Lineage: Eukaryota; Metazoa; Chordata; Actinopteri; Pleuronectiformes; Soleidae. Gene Ontology annotation, biological process: glutathione metabolic process; cell redox homeostasis; cellular response to oxidative stress. The record is from RefSeq and is a predicted model, not a curated record.
GCACCCACAGUAGAAAGACGUGAGUGUCGGAUAAAAGACGUUUGGCUCGGCUGCUAGACGAAAGACAGAGAAGUGCCUGGGAGACUCGUCACGUAGCCGGCUUCACUCUAGUAUUGUCUCCUGGAAAACGGACAAGGAGAAAGAAGGACGUUUCUACAUAUUUUUACAAAAUAAUCGGAACUACGCAACUACGAUUUUCCUUCAUUCUCCGAGUUAGCCGUGUAUUCGAAGGCUUGCCCUGCGCAGGCAGACGGAAAUCCGUUGAAAAUGCCUCCUGUCGAAAAUGACACCGGGAAGAAUGAACUAAAAUCCCGGAUUCAGCAGCUUAUUGACUCAAAUCAAGUGAUGGUUUUCAGCAAAAGCUACUGCCCGUAUUGUACGAAGGUGAAAGACCUGUUCACAGAGUUGAAUGUCAAGUGUAACGUGGAGGAGUUGGACCUCAUAGAGGAUGGAACCAGUUACCAGGAGAUGCUGCUUGAGAUGACUGGACAGAAAACAGUUCCUUAUGUCUUCAUCAACAAGACACACCUUGGUGGUUGUGACAACACAAUGCAGGCUCAUAAAAAUGGCAGCCUGCAGCAGCUACUGGGUUGUGACAGUGAAUCAUACGACUACGACCUUAUCGUCAUCGGAGGAGGAUCUGGAGGCCUGGCCUGCUCAAAGGAAGCUGCCCUGUUGGGGAAGAAGGUCAUGGUGCUGGACUUUGUCGUGCCCACACCUAAAGGGACUACCUGGGGCCUUGGAGGAACUUGUGUGAAUGUGGGCUGCAUUCCCAAGAAGCUGAUGCACCAGACGGCUCUGUUGGGCACAGCCAUGCAGGAUGCACGCAAGUAUGGCUGGGAGUUCGAUCAGACAGAGAAACACAACUGGGAGACGAUGAGGACGGCAGUGAACGACUACAUUGGCUCAUUGAACUGGGGUUACAGGUUGUCACUGAGAGACAAGCAUGUCAACUAUGUCAAUGCCUACGCAGAGUUCAUUGAACCACACAAAAUCAAGGCGACAAACAAACGAGGGAAGGAGACAUUUUACACCGCAGCUAAUUUUGUCUUGGCUACGGGCGAGAGACCACGCUACCUGGGCGUUCCUGGAGACAAGGAGUACUGCAUCACCAGUGACGACCUUUUCUCGUUGCCUUACUGCCCUGGAAAGACCCUGGUGAUCGGGGCGUCGUAUGUGGCUUUGGAGUGUGGUGGCUUCCUAGCUGGCUUGGGUCUUGAUGUCACCAUAAUGGUCCGAUCCAUCCUGCUGAGGGGCUUUGACCAAGAAAUGGCCAACCGUGCCGGAGAGCACAUGGAGGAACAUGGUGUUAAAUUCCUCCGGAGAUUCGUCCCUGUCAAAAUAGAGGAGCUGGAAGCAGGUGCUCCUGGAAAGCUAAAGGUGACGGCUAAGUCCACAGAAACUGAUGAGAUCAUCGAGGGAGAAUACAACACUGUGUUGAUAGCUGUGGGCCGUGACGCAUGCACUGACAAGCUUGGUCUGGACAAGACAGGGGUCAUGGUCAACCCUAAGAAUGGCAAGAUUCCAGUGAAUGAUGAAGAGCAGACCAAUGUGCCUCACAUCUACGCCAUUGGAGACAUUCUGGAGGGCAAGUGGGAGCUGACACCUGUUGCAAUCCAGGCUGGCAAACUGUUGGCACGACGCCUCUAUGCAGGAUCAAGCCUCAAGUGUGACUACAUCAAUGUGCCCACAACUGUUUUCACUCCACUGGAGUAUGGUGCCUGCGGACUGUCGGAGGAGAAAGCUACGGAGCUCUACGGACAGGGCAACAUUGAGGUGUUCCACACUCUGUUCUGGCCUCUGGAGUUCACUGUGCCCGGCAGGGACAACAACAAGUGCUAUGCCAAGAUCAUCUGCAACAAACUUGACAAUGAUCGAGUCAUUGGGUUUCACUACUUGGGUCCCAAUGCAGGAGAGGUGACCCAGGGUUUUGGUGUAGCCAUGAAAUGUCGUGUCACCAAAGAACAGCUGGACGGCACCAUCGGCAUCCACCCAACCUGUGCUGAGGUCUUCACCACUUUGGAAGUGACCAAGAGAUCUGGUGGAGACAUCACCACUGCAGGCUGCUGAGGUUAAACCCUGCUAGUUUAGCAGGCUGCUCUCAUCCAGAUCCUCACUUUACUCAGCACUUGUUUCUCAGGACAAACCAAACAACACAGCAAGUGUCUGAAGCAGUGAUCGUGAAGAAUGUAGAGCCCAGACUGUGGAUAUCUGCAGCUCAGGCUCUGUAAGUGUGAUAUGAGAGCAGCCCGCUGAACAGUGGGGUUACUUCGCUGCUGUUUUUUUUGUUUUUUUACCACUAGCCUCCUGUGUGAUGUUCUCAGAGGAGCUCCAACACCAGUCUGUGUGUGUUUGGGCUGUUUGUGACGUCCUGGCCCGCAACCGCCAAUGAGGUGGGCAAGGAUCGAUGUCCCUCUGCAGCAGCACCUGAUGGCUAACCUACCCCCCCCACGCACGCACGCACGCACGCACGCACGCACGCACGCACGCACGCAUGCACAAACACAACCCCAAACCCGCCGCCCCUUUGUCCUAACCCCAAAUGUAAAACACUUGGGCUUAAAUUGACUUAAAUGAACACACAGAGGGUUGGAAUGGAUGCUUGGCUCUGAGGUUAUUGUAACCUCAUUAUUUAAGUGAGUGGUUGUGUGGGUGGGGGUGUGUGGAUUAAAUGUAGGGAUGAAUUGAUACCAAUAUCACAAACUUGAGUAUCUACUGAUAUGGGAUAUCAGUCUGAUAGUCUUUAUCUCAAACAUGAAGCUUCAACAGCAGACACGUUCAGCUCUCUUAUUCUGGUCACAUGGUGGCACAUGUCUCUGCCUCGGCCUCCAUACAAACUCACUCACUCACUCACUUUUGCCAUCCCCAGCUGACAAAGGCCCAUUAGGUCUGAGCAAUUUAUCGAAACUAUUGAUUUUUCUGCCAUAUUUGCUUUAAGUCUAUAAUGUGUUAUUAUAGAUUUAAAACAAGAUGAAGCCUUAUCACAUCAAAUUAUUAACAGCUAAUGCAAGAAUGAGAACUCUUGUUUCUAACGUGUAUGUAAUGUUAAAAAACACUAAUUGUAGUUCUGAUUUGAAAAUGAGAAAUUGUUCAGUUCCGAUGUUCUCUGUGCUCAGUGAAGCAUUUUUGUGAUAAUUGUGCUUUCAUAUCAGAUCCAGUGAUUUUUGACCAGUACCAGGCAGAUACUAAUAUUUAAUAUUGGAUCCACUCGUCCCUAAUUAUAUGCCAUCUUGUCUCAUUAUUUCACACAUUCCUCUUCCUGGGUCUUUAUAUAAAGCUUUGCUGUCUUCAUGUGUCAAUAUCCAAGUCAUGGAGAACAUAUAUGUCUUGAUUUAAAAAAAAAAUAAUAAUCUGCACAGAUUAGGAGCCAGCGCAUACAACACCUCAAACCCUCUGCUGUAUAAAAACAUAUGCCUUCAUUUCAAAGCUUAUUUGUUGAAUCUUGCUGUCUGCCUCUGCACUAUCUGUAUGUUAAUGAUGUAUUCAGUCUUCUAGAGGAUACUAUUCUGACGGGUCAUCUGUAUAAACAACUUGUUUGUUGGUGUGGAGCCACUGGAGCUUAUGUUUCUCUCAAGAUUUAAUAAAGGAAUAGUUCACCAUCA